Molecule: messenger RNA, 183 nt
Organism: Microthlaspi erraticum
Lineage: Eukaryota; Viridiplantae; Streptophyta; Magnoliopsida; Brassicales; Brassicaceae
Source: the annotation of a GenBank genome assembly
GAGGGAAAUCGUUUCAGUGCUGUUAGAGGAGCGCACAAAAAAAUAAAACGCGCAGAGAAAGCUGAGAGCAAAAUUCCUGGUGAUAUUGCUCAGUCUGAUAUUCUUGCUAGCAGAGAUGGUGAAGUCGACAAGGCUAAAGAGGAAGGUUUAAGCGGGCAGGAUAUUCUGGACAAAACUGAUUGA